AUGAGGGCUCAGUCGAUGGACGGAUCACAAUCGAGCCCUCUUUGGUUCAUGAUCCACCACAUGUUCCUCCCACCCAAACUGCCCAGUGAAGAUGACUCCAGUCCAGAUCAUGAGAAAGCAUUGCUGGACACCACGAUCGCCGCACUUCGGGAGUUCAAAGAUUUGGCGAUAGAGGACAGCAAUGGUGCAGUUGACUCGGUCAUUCGCAUGGUCACCAGCUUGAGUGCAGUCCUCGAUUCGGAUGGCCACGUCAACGAAGGGAAAUUGUCUGAUGCCUUGAGAGACUUACCCGAGAAAGGUGGCACUUUGCUCCUCCAUAUACGGGCCCAGAAUGCUGGCGUCAUGGUCGGUCAGGUGGGCCGUUCCAUCCACGUGGAAGUGUUUGAGCUGUCACCCCUGAAUGGACCGGUCAUCACCACUAAGGGCCGUCUCCAACGCGCCUUUCCCGGUUCCGCCGUGGCACUGACGAUCGACGCGUUCGCGCAACCAAGUUUCCAGGCGACCGUGGCGCACACGCUUGCGAAGAUGAGCCAUCAGCUGGUGGUGGACACCAAACCGAAAGCGAGGAAGGCAGGCCGCAUGCACGACGAAAAUCGUGAUACCACCCAUCCCAAAAUGGUGACCGAGUUGUUCAUGGGGUUCCUAGGCCCAGUCGGGACACCUAUGGACGUUUCCCGCCUAUCAAAGAAUACCCGUGAAGAAGUCUUAUGGCUUGAUGCGUUGUUGCCAUGGCGAAGGUCACCCGUCUGGAUACUUCUUCGCGUCGCCAUGCACAUGGGCUUCUCGAGAUCGGCCAGCGACGGAGAUCUGCCGGCGGGCUAUUACAAGACUUUCAUGUCGUUCCUGAUGGCAAAGGUGCUAGAAUUGUCGCUCCAGUCCGAAAUGCCCUGUGAUCUGCUGUACAUCAUGAAUGCCAAGCUCAACCGCCGUCUCAUCAAGCUCCAUCCAUCCGCUUCGAGAGCCGGAAUCACGGUCGUUGAAAGCGUCAUGAGCAGGACCGCCGCAUAUCUUUGUGGCAGGUGGAAGAGAGCCAUUCGGCAGGCCUCGCUCCGCCGGGAUCUGUCAGUCCUCGAAAACCUGGAUUUCAAGCAGGACGUCUCUGCUCCUCUUCGCGGCUUGGCUGGAUUUGUCAACUCCCUGUCCGAGGGAGCACAUCGGACCGCCACCAACCCCUACCGCCCUACCUCGAUGCUGGUCAAAUACCAGGCCGACGCCCUUCCGACUAUUCCGUCCGCCUUCGAAGAGUAUACGGUGUAUAACCUCAAAGCCUUCGAAGAAUGGGUGGCGUCGUGCCUGCCACAAUGGCUGGAACACCACCGGGGCGAUGCCGACACGUGCGGAAAGUUAGGUGCCUUGAUCGUAUCGUACUACCGAACAGCGUCACCCCUAUAUACUGGCAACCCCGAGAGCUUCUCCACACUGCUACUAACCAUCAUCGAGCUCUGGAUUGCCUGCGAUCAGUCUGCCGUGCAUUUGUGCAAGUUUCUCAAGGACUACGAUCCAGGCGUUCCGCCUGAAGUGGCCCAGGGCUUACUCCUACCCUUCAAGUGCCAGAUGCAACGACUGCUCCGUGCGGAAGACUAUCUCAAGAACCGUCAACGAGUCGCACACCACGCGUCUCCAUCUAUCUUCCGGGACUAUGGUCAGUCGGAUUGUUUUGCCGUGAGAUAUUUCAAUCAAUCCUCCGAACAUCAGCGCCUUCGAGACGAUAUUGUUCUCAGUGCCACUUGGACCAGAGACGCCAAAGUGCAAGAACUGAACCGAAAAAAGGAGGAAUACUGCUCACUCAUGCAACGUCACGAUUGCAGUGUUUGCGAGUAUCAGGAAGUCGUGGUCGAUCAUUAUUAUGACAUCCGAGAGUCACGCCAUAGCGACCAUUGCGUAAGGUGCGGCUACAAAUCUCAAGCGGACAGACUUACCAUUGACAUUCACGAGUGGCCAUUGCCACAAAAGGACCUGGAAGCGAAAUCGGCCGUCUUCGAGCUGAGGGUGCCUCCAUUUUUUGGUCAAUGGCGCGACACAGCUCUGUUUCUACAUGUGCAAGUUUUCCAAGUCAAAUCUCCAUCCGCCAUUAGGCCCCAGGCAAAUCAUCCUUUAGAGAGCUAUAGCGGCCUUUCUUCCUUCUUUGUACCCCACAGCCCGGAACGGCGUCUCAAUCUUCUGUCUGAAAGCAAACCACAUGCCGUCACCCAUCGGCGCCGCAAGUCCAUCAACAUUACCACCCAAAGCGAUGUAUGCCUCAGCAAUGGACUACAGUAUCGGUAUUUCGACGGCGCAACGGGCACUUUCAUCGACAGCUUCGAGACAACGGACGUUGUCGCCGACUUGUUGACCUACUCCUUUCCGGCCUCCUCAUCGCCGCUCCGGCAAUUUCUCUUUCGUCCAAGCACCGCCCCCAGUGGCCCGUCGCCGAACACCGUCAUCGCAAGCCAGUCUGACUGUCCCGCGCACAUGUCUCUGGAUGAGUACAAGGCACUGUGUAUCAUUCCACUAGGGUAUCGCAUUCAGUGGCACAAUAUUCUGUUGCAGCUCGCUGUCCCCUCGGUAGAUUUCGGAAAAGACGAAACUAGUCUCGUGGUCCUUCAAUCGAUCUACCAAGCUGGACCUCCGCAAGACGGCGAUGUCUUAAGAGCCGGUCACGAGGUCCUAAGGGAUCCGAAUUUUGCGACCGCUCUCUUACGAGGCAUCGAGGAGAGCCUAGAGCGUGUCCGGGAGAAUUGGGAAUCUUCCCAAGCAGUCGCCACGUUCAUCUCCGUGUUGGUUCGACUGUUGUCCCUGACCGGCACGGAGGAUAUCAAGACUCGGUGCCGGUCCUAUCUGCGUGCUGUUCGGACAAUGACUUUUGGCUGGGUCAACCUUCUGAUUGACAAGGCGUACAAAGCGACUGAUGACUCCCACCGAGCAGAGCUACUUUUUCAUGCCGCUCAGAUCGCUUUAGUCUGUACCGAAACCUUCGACGUCGACGAGAGGUCCCUAGCAGGAAUACUGAGUUUGCCUGAAGACGGAUCCGUCUUUUUGCAAUGCUGCAUGCUCAUCCGGAAUAGCGCUUCCGCCAUUUCCGGAGCUACGGAUCCUCUGACCCCUAUCCUGUAUCAGCGAUGGAGGUCGCUGUGCUACCGGAGUUACACUGUUCUGGCGGCACAAAUUCUCGGCGCUCAAAGUCGAUGCCUGGACGAGGCCAUAGGGCAGACCUGGGUGUCAUAUAAGGCCGGUGAUGGGUGGCGUCCUGUCUCGGACACAUUCGACCAUUGGCUGUUCAAUACGCUGUCCUCCCAGGGCGGUGAAAGGCCAGUCGUGGUCCAUUACAACCUCUUGACUGGCGAAUUCCUGGUCGAUGGACUCCCCUUGGCCCGCCUACCUUCGGAGUUUAUGGAGCUCCCGGUGUAUCGCACGCUGUUUGGCCAAUCAGAUCUAGAAGUUAUGCCGAGUACUCUGCCUGGUAUGCAAUUCUCUGUGAAACAUGAUCAUGCUGGGUACGCAGUUCACCUCGACAUUCGACCCACCUUGGAUGCACUCCAUCCCAACCGCAAAGAUCUUCGGGUUCGAGCGGUGAAAGAUGGCCGAACCUACGAUCUGGUUCCAUCUUGGAUUUUACAGGGAGAAUUCCCCGUGCACUUCACCGCAGAUUUUGUUCAUUGGUACGAUACCCAGGAUGACUAUGUCGAAUGCCGCCCCGUCGGUGACCCUUGGAACUCCUCGCCAGACAACUGGAGGUUGAUCCGCGACCCAGGUCAGGAUCGGUGGCAUAUGGUGAAGGGUGGUCUCUCCUUAAUCAGCCUCAGCAGUCAGACUUCCAAAGUGAUUGGUGGUAUUCUUUCUCGAUUGGAGACUCCUGAACACGUGCACAUUGUCCGACAGUGCUCUUUGUCGACACUGGAGAUCGAGCUUCCCCGGCUCUCGCUGGCGUUUUCCCUUGAAUCAGGAACAUCACUCCUUGAGUCAAAACAGUUCCGUGGACUGGCUGUCGACACAGACCAGUCCCUUGAGACGCUGGUCGGUUUGCAAAGCAAGCUGAUAUUGAAGAACAUGGUGACUGGACGACGCUUGUUAGUCGUACCGACGGGCCAUUUGUCGUGCCAAAGGGCCGGUGACCACGUUCGUAUCAUUAUCCACCACGAAGCAGCGGCGAAAGCCCACGCCUACCCGGUGGACGAUCAGCUCGGAAGAUUACUGGACAAUGGAACCUUACAGAGCAAGCUGUGGCUAUGUUAUCUCCACGCCCUCACGUCCUUUUGCCUGGUCGACCCCUUGAUCAAGAGGACAGGAACCGAGCAGGCUCUCUUUAUUCUCUCCUCCGCUGCGGUCAGAUCGUUCGACCGCCUACACCGAGAGAAUAUUGAUGUCCUCCGUCGGAUCGCUCUAUUGACCCCAGGGAGAAGCUACUACCCUGCCCAUGAACGAGUGAUGCAGAUAGUGAAGUGGACACCAGAACUUAGUUUUCUCGCUCAACACGGAGGUCUAUACAAGGGCGUUCAGCGCAUCUUCGACCAAGCUGAGAGGACAAAAGUUUUCUACCCAGGGUCCUACGUGGAGCCACCAGCUCUCGACCACGUCCAGCCGGACCUUCUCGACCGCGACCGCAUCCGGUCAUCCACGUUCGACGUGUCAGGGUUCGGGGCGGAAGAUCACACUGUCACAUGUGAUUCGAUAUACUCAGCUAGGGAUCGGGGUCAAAAUUCGUCGCAAGGGUCCAACGCCUUUCUUAUGUCGACUUUCGCGUUCCAAGCACGUUCCACCGUUCACUAUCGCUUUUCAACUGGUUGGAGCACCCGAGUAUGGCACUUUCUGUCGCAAGCCGAGCCAAUUCUUGGUCUGGACUAUCCACUACCCUCCGAAUUGAGAUACGACGCUGGGUGGCUUCAAGAUUGGGCCAAGGUCGUCGCCAAACACUGGUGUACCCUUCACCAGUUAUUGAGUAGCGCAGAACCCCGCUUCGACAGAUUUCGCCUGAUGAUCUGGCUUAGCACCCUAGUAUUCGCUAAAAACUGUGAUAUCGAGAUUAUCCAAAGUCUGGGAGCAUUCUUCGUGCUUUCCAGGAUGACACAGCUUUCCCCUCCUGCGGCCACUUCCUUCCGGCUUUCAGAGGGGUCGAGAUUGCUCAACAAAAAGUUGCGUUCUGCUCUCAGGCCUGCGCUUCGGCCAUUUUCUGAAUGCCCGGAGUCAUGUAUCGCUCGUGGUCCUAACGAAUCUAAACGUGCCUUGAAGCAGCGUCAGGAAAGCCAGUUUCAGAGCAAUCAAGAUCGUUCGCUCAACCGGCUGAUGCGAGCACUAGAAAUCCAGUGGCCAGUCGACAGACCGGUCUGGCAGAAUGACGCCGAGGUCCGCACCUACAUGAACAUGAACAAAGUUAAGCAAAUUGCGCAGCCCCUGUUCAGCACUUGGUAUGACAAUUACCAACUACAGGAGUAUCUCAGUCAAGUUGAAGAUGUUCUUCAGGACGUCAGUGUGACACCGGUGGAUAUACACCGACCAUCUUUGGCCAGUCCCGCCAUGACCCUCGUGAAAGGACGAACCUUCAUCUCCAUUGACGAUAUUUUCACUGCUCCACCACCCUCAAUGCAUUCCUGGAAGUACCCCGUGUUGCCUAAGAAUUUGUUGUCACUGGUGAAUGUCGGUGAAGCACAGCCUCGACUGCCUUCCCUGCUCGAUGACCUCCAGUCUCUUGCGUGCUCGAGCUCCGAAGUGGGCUACGUCAAUGAUCUGCGAGGGAGCCUGCUUUCAUUCCAAAAUUGGCACAAGCAGUAUCAGUUGCCGUCGGACACGGAAGGCAUGAAGAGCACGUUCCACGGUCAUCUCGCUCGCUGCAACGCCGGCGUCCAAGAAAUCUAUGCCAACAUGUCGUCUGCCGUGAGUAGAGAACUUCCCGCGGUGGUGGAAAUCGGUCAGUGGCCAAGAAUAUGUCCAAUGUUCUUCCUACACCAGCUCAGUCGCCAUCGAUGGUCAAAGGUCACGGAAGACUGGAGGUGUUGCAUUAUCCGAUAUGCAUUGGGCCUCACUGAACUGCAACGAGCAGAGCGACUUGUGAACCUGGUUGACAGCAGAGUGGAUCUCAUCAAGGAGCUACGUGACCCUGGGCACACGAAUUGGGAUCCCAUGGAGCAUCCGGAAUGCCUCCUCCUGGAGGUUGAGAGUGGCAUCUUGAUCCGGUACCUACAGAAAGAAAUUGCAAGCCAGAUGAAGGACGUCGUUGAGAAUGCCACGAUGCAGUUGAACAUGGGCGAGGGAAAGUCUUCGGUGAUCAUCCCCAUCGUGGCCGCCGCACUCGCGGACGGGACUCGAUUGGUCCGAACUAUCACGGCGAAACCUCAAGCGAAGCAGAUGUCCCAGAUGCUGAUCUCCAAGCUAGGAGGCUUAGUAGAUCGACGCGUCUAUUAUAUGCCUUUCUCGCGUUCCCUUCGACUUGAACACGCGGACGCGGUUAUGAUCGGAGAUAUGUGCCGGGAAUGCAUGGAAAAUGGAGGCGUUCUCCUGGUACAACCCGAGCAUCUUCUGUCUUUCAAGCUGAUGGGCCUCGAGUGUUUCAUCACCGACAAAGACACCAUCGGACGUUCUCUGUUACACAUACAGGAGUUCUUCGUCGCCUCGAGUCGGGACAUUGUGGACGAGAGUGACGACAACUUCAGCGACAAACUUGACCUGGUCUAUACCAUGGGCGAGCAACGGCCCAUCGAGCUCAGCCCACAGCGGUGGACGUGCAUCCAGCAAGUGCUCGAAUUAGUAAAAAUGUUCGCGCCGGAAGUGGUGCGGGAAAAUCCUGCCUCGAUGGAGAUGGACGCAGGUCCGCCUGGAAGCUUCCCCCGAACACGAAUUCUGGAUGACGAUGGCCAACAGCGGCUCUUCACUCGCGUUGCGAGGCGUCUCUGCGAGGUCGGUCUGGAGGGGUUCCCCAUUGCCCGACAGCUAAUGCCCAUCAGGGAGGCGGUGUUUCGAUACCUCACCGAGCCCUCUCUCAAGCGACACGAAAUCGACCAAGUCGAAAGCCAGGGCCUGGGCGGAUUUUGGACCGAGGCAACGAAACAAACUCUCCUUCUCCUCCGUGGACUCCUGGCCAGAGGGAUCAUGCCUUUCGCCUUCCGCCAGAAACGCUGGCGGGUGCAGUAUGGGCUUGACGCAAGCAGGCGACCCCCAACGAAGCUUGCAGUACCCUACCGGGCGAAGGACAGUCCUACGUUACGAUCGGAGUUCAGCCACCCUGACGUUGUCAUCGUCCUGACAUGUCUCAGUCACUACUACGGUGGAAUAGAUGACGACGACUUAUUUUUGGCCUUUGAGAACCUCCUUAAGUCCGACCAGGGUGGGAUUGAAUACCAAGAGUGGGUGAAGGACGUCCCCCAUCUGCCUCCAGCAUUUCGUCAGUUGACCGGCAUCAAUCUUAAGGAUCGCCACCUGUGCGUCGAGCAGUUGUUCCCUCCCUUCCGCCAUGCCAAGAAGGCCAUCGAUUAUUUCUUGACGCACCUCGUCUUUCCGAAGGAGAUGAGAGAAUUCCCGCAUAAAUUAUCCGUGUCAGGGUGGGACAUUGGCCAGACCAAGGCGCUUCCCACCAGUGGCUUCAGCGGGACGAGUGAUUCUCGAAUGACUCUGCCCCUCAGCGUCGCGCACCUCGAUCUUCCAGAGCAAAAACAUACCAAUGCCCUGGUUCUGGAGCAUCUCCUCCGACCCGAAAACUCCGUCGUGCUUAUGCCAGCUCCAGUGGAGACGUGCAACUCAACCGCUGAAAGCCUUUUGAACUUGGUGGCCGGGAUGGACCCACCGGCGCAAGUGAUUCUGGAUGUCGGCGCCCAGAUCCUGGAAUUGACUAAUGGGGAGGUGGCGAGAGAAUGGCUCAAGAGAACGCGGGACGAUCAACAAGCCCAAGCCGUGGUUUUCUUCAACGAGGACGAUGAGCUUUCUGUCAUCGACCGUAAUGGGCAAAUUGAGCGCCUUCAAACCUCACCUUUUGCCGAUCAGCUGGAUGUGUGUCUCGUCUUCUUGGACGAGGCCCAUACAAGAGGAACAGACUUAAAAUUGCCCGCGUACUACAAGGCUGCCGUGACCCUAGGUGCUAAUUUGACGAAGGAUCGAUUGGUUCAAGCAUGUAUGAGAAUGAGAAAACUGGGCCAGGGACAGUCGGUCGUCUUUUGUGUUCCGAAAGAGAUUGAAAGACAAUUCCUUUCGCAAAAAAAGGCUCCUGAGUCUACGGACAUCGGCGUGCCUGAUGUACUCUGUUGGGCCAUCACCGAAACCUGGGCCGAUACGCGACGGAGUAUACCUCUAUGGGCUCUACAAGGACGGCGUUUUGAGCACCAACGGCAACUUUGGGCUACUGCCGGGACUGAAGAGGAGGUAAUGUCCAGACGCCACGCCGAAAGAUUUCUGGAGGAAGAAGCCCAGACUCUGGAAGACAGAUACCGCCCCAGUAUCGCCAAUGACACUCCAGCCUUUAUGCAGGCCAAUCAUAAUAUAAAUCUACGACGCAUUGAAGACCGUUGCCGGGAGUUCCACACGCUUGAACACAGUACCGCAACACUACGGGAGGAACAAGAACGUGAAUUGUCACCAGAGAUUGUGCAAGAGCGUGAGGUGCAGAGACCAGCGCCAGCAGAACCCGCGCUGCAUCGCAUACAUGCUGAUGUGAAGGCGUUCGUGAUGAAUGGAGCUAUCAAGAACCGUUCAAACGCCUUCAAGCCUGCCUUCGAGACACUACGCCAGACCAGCGCAGCUUCACAUCUUGAUCUGUCGCAGUUUCCCUGCGGUAUUCUCACCACGGUCGACUUCGCCAGCACGGUUCAAAGCUUGGGCCAAUCCUCCCUCCUCGACUCUUACCAACGGCCUGUACAGUGGAUCCUAACUAGUAUCGGGGACGGCAGGGACAACAACAUCAAACACGUGGUCAUCAUCAGCCCCUACGAAGCGCAAAUGCUCCUGACAGAUAUUCGAAGUUCCACAAGAGUGACGCUGCACCUCUACGCUCCAAGGCCGAACUUAGGGAUCCGGCCAAUCGAUGGGUUGGACUUGUAUCGUGUUACGGCGAUGCUGACGCCGUCGACCUUGUCACGCCAAUAUGUCUACCAACUGAAUUUGUUUGCGGGACAGCUCUACCUAGACUCUUUCCAGGAGUACGUUGAGGUUUGUACCUUGCUCGGCGUCGCGUCGGAAGCUGCCAAAGAAGGAAGCACCAUCGCCGCCGACGGUUUCAUUAUACGAGACUGCAAUGGCCAGGUUCAUUCUGCAUCGACCUUUCGGGACAGUCCGGUUUCGUGCCUUCGAGUGCUCAUGACGAAGAUUCGCAAGAAUUGCGAGGAAAUAGGUAAAACUCACAUGGGCGCGAUAUUGGGUGGUCGACUCCUCUCUCCUUCUGAUUUCGGCACAUGA
Fonsecaea pedrosoi CBS 271.37 is the source of this 9351-nucleotide messenger RNA. RefSeq lists its product as uncharacterized. The record is from RefSeq and is a predicted model, not a curated record. Bases 1 to 9351 code for a protein of 3116 amino acids. NCBI's taxonomy places the organism in Eukaryota, Fungi, Ascomycota, Eurotiomycetes, Chaetothyriales, Herpotrichiellaceae. The transcript is spliced from 3 exons.